AUGGCCAAGACUGGAAUUGAACUCUCCCAACAAGCCUUGAAUGCCUUCCUCCGAGCAAAAUCAGCCUCUGAUUCUCUCCUAAAUUCCAACUCCACUCCCAUUCAGCCUUUCACUCAAGCCGAUAAACUCAGAUGGUUGAAAGUAAGAAUUCAAUUAGACCAAGAACCACCCGUGAUGGAUCUCGUUGAGACUCAUCCUCUCUCUUCUUCCAUUGAGAAUGACUAUAAUGCCAUGUCUGAGAGUUGUUCUCGUGAAGGUGGUCUCUUGCCUUGUUACUUCUUCUUCCGUUUGGAUUCUACAGUGGGUUGUAGCAGUGGUACGAGCUCAUCUCCUGUUCCUUCCACAAGUUAUGAAUGGUUGUUGAUUUGGUACGUUCCUGAACGUGCUAAAGUGAGAGAGAAAAUGUUGUACUCAUCUUCCAUGGCUGGCUUGAAGGCACAAAUUGGCUUCUCGAACUCUGUGUAUGGAGUUGGGUUGUGGGCUGGCGAUUAUCACACCGUGACUUUGGAUGAUUUAAAGUACAAGAAUUUCAAUUUUGUUCACAAGUCACAGCGCCACAUUCAUGACAUUGAGUUGUACACUGAACAAGAGAGACAAAAGAUUUUAGAAGAAAAGGAAGCUUUUGAUCAAAUUGAAAAGCAAGCAGAAUCAACUGUGACUGCAUCAUCACCAACAACAUCAUCUAAUGCUCCACGUGGUGUUGAAUUUCCAUUUGAAUCAGCUGCACAAAAAGCUAUCCAAAAUUUUGUGAAUGGUUCUUCCAUGAUGGUGGUCUUGAAAGUUGAUAUUGAGAAUGAGAAAAUUUUGUUGUGCCAAGAACACAAAGAUUCAAGCCCAAUUAGUGUGGACGAAUUGAAACAAAUGAUUGCUGACAAUGAACCUCGUUAUAUCUUUUUCCAUUUUGAAUAUGAGCAUGAAGAGGCAGAAGAUUCCAAGAACAAGAAGACAAUCUUUAUUUAUUCAUGCCCAACAAAAUCCAAGGUCAAACAAAGAAUGUUGGCAAGUGCGAGCAAGUCACACGUUCUUUCAACUGUUACUGCUUCAGACACCGUUAAGAUUGAAGCAAGUUUGGAAAUUUCUGAUGUUUCCGAUUUAACUCAUGAUUUCCUUGUAAAAUAUCUCCAUCCUCCAAAGCAAGAAUCAAUCACAAAAUUCAGCAAACCAAAGAGGCCAGGAAGAGGAACUGCAAGAGUUGCAAAGGAAGAGGACAAGUAA
Molecule: messenger RNA, 1215 nt
Organism: Naegleria fowleri
Lineage: Eukaryota; Heterolobosea; Eutetramitea; Acrasida; Naegleriidae
Exons: 2
Coding region: 1-1215 (404 amino acids)
Biological process (GO): barbed-end actin filament capping; actin filament depolymerization
Cellular component (GO): actin filament; cytoplasm
Molecular function (GO): actin monomer binding; actin filament binding
Source: RefSeq, a predicted model, not a curated record